UUUUAUUUUAAUUUAUGAUUCGUAUUUAAUAAUUACAAAGUUAAAUUGUGGAAACAGCUGGUCUUAAAGGAUAAUAUUAUGAAUAAGUAAAUAUUUAUAUUAAAGUUAUUUAGAGACCAUAAAAUAAAUUGGAAUGGUUUAAAAAUAAUGGAUGGGGAUAUAGAGAUACAAAAUUUGUAUUAGAAUAAGAUGGAGGUGUAAGAUUGACCGGAAAUAAAUACAGAUUUUCAAAUUAAAAGAUGAUGAAAUUUAAAGAAUGGGCAGAAUAAAAAGUUGGAAUAGAUUUGAGUCUUAAUUGUGAAGCAUAAAAUGAAAUUCCUGGAGACCCACCAAUAAUAAAUGAAUAAUUUAUGAAUGCAAUAAAAGGAUAAUUUAAUGAAAUUUCAUUUGAUAAUGGAUAAAGAAUAUUACAUUCACAUGGACAUACAAUGUAAGAGGUAUAUAUAUAUAUAAUAUUAUUUAGAUAUAUGAAUUGAGACAUGGUAAAUUAGCAAGAAUAGUAGAUUGUGUAGUAUUUAUAAAUUCUCAUGCUUAAGCAGAAUUAUUAGUGAAGUUAGCAAUGGAAUAUAAUGUAAUGUUAACAGUUUACGGAGGAGGAACAAAUGUAACAUGGGCAUUAUAAUGUCCAAAAGAAGAAAGUAGAAUGAUUGUAUCUGUAGAUACGUCAAGAAUGAAUCAUAUAAGAUGGGUAGAUAGAAAGAAUAUGACAGCAUUAGUAGAAACUGGUGUAACAGGAAAAGAUUUAGAAAAAGAACUAUCAAGGUAUGGAGUAGUUUGUGGACAUGAACCUGAUUCAGUUGAAUUUUCAACACUUGGAGGUUGGAUAAGUACUAGAGCUUCAGGAAUGAAAAAAAAUAGAUAUGGAAAUAUUGAAGAUAUUAUUUUAUCUGUUAAAGUUGUAACACCAACUGGCACAUUAUCUUAAAGUUUAGAUUAUCCUAGAGUUAGUAGUGGUCCAGAUUUAAAUUAAAUUGUUUUAGGAUCUGAAGGUACAAUUGGUAUUAUUACAGAAGCAGUUAUUAAAAUUAAAGCAUAACCUGAAGUAAUUUUAUUUUAUUUAUUUAAGGUUUGCAAAUAUGAAUCUAUUCUGUUUCAUAAUUUUGCUUUAGGUACUGAAUUUAUGUACAAAUUAUCAAGAAGUAAAGUAUGGCCAGCAUCUGUUAGAUUAGUUGAUAAUAAUCAAUUUUAAUUUGGAAUGGCUUUAAAAACUAUGCCUCAUAGUAAAAGGGAAGAAUUUAUGGAUAAAGUCAAAAAAUAUUUCAUUACAUAAUUUAUGUAAUAUGAUCCAGAUUAAAUGUGUUUGGUUACCGUUGUUUUUGAGGGAACUAAAUAAGAAGUUGAAUUCUAAGAAAAAAAAGUCUUUGAAUUAGCUAAAUUCUAUAAAGGUUUUAGAGCUGGAGCUGAAAAUGGAGAAAGAGGAUAUUUUUUAACUUAUAUGAUUGCAUAUUUAAGAGAUUUUGCUAUGUAAUUUUAAUUUAUUGCAGAAUCAUUCGAAACUGCUGUAGGAUGGAAGAAUGUUCCUGCUGUAUGUGAAAAUGUAAAAUAUUCUUUUAUUAUUAGAUAUAAAGAAGAAUAGUAGAAGAAUGUUCAAAAAGAGGAGUUGAAAAAGAACCAUUUGUUUCAUUUAGAAUUUCUUAGGUUUAUGAUACAGGAGCUACUAUUUAUGUUUAUUUUGGAUUUGGUUAUAAAGGAAUUGCUGAUCCUGUUAAAUGUUAUUCUGAAAUUGAAGAUGCUGCUAGAGAAGAGAUUAUGAAAAAUGGAGGAUCUAUUUCUCAUCAUCAUGGUAAUUCAUUAUAAUUUAUUAUUUAGGUGUUGGUAAAUUAAGAAAAUAAUUUAUGUAAAGAUAAAUUGGAGAUACUGGAGUAGAAAUAUUAAGAAGGAUUAAACAAUAAAUAGAUCCAAAAAAUAUAUUUGGAAAUUAGAAUUUAAUAUGAAAUAUUUAUGUGCAUC
Messenger RNA from Paramecium sonneborni, 1950 nucleotides. The record is from the annotation of a GenBank genome assembly. Lineage: Eukaryota; Ciliophora; Oligohymenophorea; Peniculida; Parameciidae.